AUGGCUGCCAGAAACAGGCGGGAGUCAAAGUUGCGAAAACCCGCAUCCAAAAAUGUAAUCCGGAAUUCGAAGAAUAGGCAUAGGCAAGAUCAGAGUACCAAUUACAGAGACAACCCCGGAAUAUCAAAUCGUCGCAAUAACACGAAAUUGUACCUUCUGGGGUCACCAUGCCCCGGACGAUAUAUCCAGUCUAUCCUACUGACUACCACACCCGAAGAAACAAAAGAGGCCGAAGUGAAAUUUGUGACGAGUGAGAUUCAACUCACAGGGUUGCUGAUCGAUAACGCUGAGCUAUGGUCAACAAAUACCACUCGCUUACUUGUAGCCCUUCAGGAGUCCUUUCAACGCGUGCCUUCCUUUAGAGGUAUCUCUCAAAUGCGAGUCACUUUGGGCUCGUUUUCUUUCGAGCAGUACCGUUGGCCCAAUGAUCCCCAGAAUGGGUAUUCAGUCGACGAAUUCGAUGAUAUGCUUUCGCAACCGAUAACUAGAGGCCACAUCAAGCUCGGGCUCCCGAUAGAUCAAUUAGUGGAUCGAAUUAGCCAGGCGAGUGAAAUUUUCAUUCUCGAGAAUGGUCAAAGCCCGAUUUCCACAGCCCGUCGUUCCGUGAAGGUGGAAUUCCCACCGCAGAAUAAAAAAUCGGUCCACUUAGAGGUCAACUUCCAAGCGUCCGGAGGACAUUAUGAAAAAGUUGGCUCUUGCUGGGUGGAAUCUGAAUUUGGUAUGCCACCAGCUGAGAGCCGGCCGCUACUACAAGCGGUCAUGCUAAAUCCAGAGAGAGCUGAUCUCGAAUUCAAGAUCAGAGAGAAGCCGAUACUAGAGCCGGGUCAGCUUGAUGCUUCCAUGUGUGACGUACAGGCUAAUAUCCGGUUCGGGCCAUUCGGUAAUGACACCGUCGAUUUCUCCCUCGUGGCACCGGCUAGACGACAUUCGAUGCUUCCUAUUGAUGCACGUAUCUUUCGUCUUUUAGAAAAAUCCACGGUGCAAUACCCAAUCAGAGAUACAGACUAUGUGUUGGAGAUAGCCCGCUAUGAUGUUUACUAUCCAAAGCCAAAUCGCCAUGCUACAGAUUCUACUUCGUACCUAGACUUCAACCCUCCCACUUCGUUUGGCGAAGCUGUUCUGUAUGGCCAAAGUUGGGACGACGGUAUGAAUGCCAUUGGCAGAAUUCAAGAUACCGAAAACUUCAAUUUCGACUCCGCCCUUGGUGCAUUAUUCAAGCUCGAAGGGCAAGAGACACCGAGGGAUGCUUUGGAGCGCUUUAUCAUGAUUGCCACAAAUGUAGCUGGGUUAUGGAAUUCCACUGGCCCGCAACUAAUGGAAUCCAUUCCCCGACCACUCUCAACUCCAUGUGCCACAAUGACCAAACCUAUGUCUGUUAAGGAAGGAAUCCUUAUCGAUCUGGACUAA
Molecule: messenger RNA, 1407 nt
Organism: Talaromyces marneffei
Lineage: Eukaryota; Fungi; Ascomycota; Eurotiomycetes; Eurotiales; Trichocomaceae
Exons: 4
Coding region: 1-1407 (468 amino acids)
Source: RefSeq, a predicted model, not a curated record